UAUUUGACGCCACCGCCCCUGGCAGUCGGAAGUUGCUUAAACGAAGCCCAGCCGGCCGGCCAAGAGACCGGUCUUCUUCGUCCCCCGGCGCCCUGUGAGAGUCACCGACGGGUGGACGGACUGACCGCCAGAGGACGGCCGGCCUGGGUGGUGGCAGCUCGGGCCCGAUGGCGCGGGUCGCGUGAGGCGGCAGGCCGAGUGCGGCCCGCGGUGCGCCCGCCCAGCGAUGCGGGCCCCGCCCGUCGCCUCAGGUGCCAUUUGGAUAGUACUUUAGCGGCACGAUGUACUCUGAGUGGCGGUCACUGCAUUUGGUGAUUCAGAAUGAUCAAGGCCAUACCAGUGUGCUACACAGCUAUCCAGAGAGUGUUGGGCGAGAGGUGGCAAAUGCAGUGGUCCGUCCUCUUGGGCAGGCAUUAGGUACCUCUUCAGUGGCUGGUAGUGAGAGUUUGUUAAAAACUGACAAAGAAGUAAAAUGGACCAUGGAAGUGAUUUGCUAUGGACUGACCCUUCCAUUGGAUGGAGAGACUGUAAAAUAUUGUGUUGAUGUAUAUACAGAUUGGAUUAUGGCUUUGGUGUUGCCAAAAGAUUCUAUUCCAUUACCAGUUAUUAAAGAGCCUAAUCUGUAUGUUCAAAGUAUAUUAAAACACCUACAAAAUCUUUUUGUACCAAGACAGGAACAAGGCUCCAGUCAGAUCCGACUGUGCUUACAGGUUCUGAGAGCCAUUCAGAAACUGGCCCGUGAGUCAUCCAUCAUGGCCCGAGAAACCUGGGAAGUCUUACUGUUGUUUCUUCUGCAAAUUAAUGACAUUCUUUUGGCCCCACCAACUGUUCAAGGUGGCAUUGCUGAGAAUCUAGCAGAGAAGUUGAUUGGUGUUCUCUUUGAAGUUUGGUUACUAGCUUGUACCCGGUGCUUCCCAACACCUCCUUAUUGGAAGACGGCUAAGGAGAUGGUGGCUAACUGGAGGCACCACCCUGCAGUGGUGGAGCAGUGGAGCAAGGUCAUCUGUGCACUCACCUCUAGAUUGCUCCGCUUUACAUACGGUCCUUCAUUUCCUCCAUUUAAAGUUCCUGAUGAAGAUGCCAAUCUGAUCCCUCCAGAAAUGGACAAUGAGUGUGUUGCACAAACAUGGUUUCGAUUUUUGCACAUGCUAAGUAAUCCCGUGGAUCUGAGUAACCCAGCCAUUAUAAGCUCAACCCCCAAGUUUCAGGAACAGUUCUUGAGUGUGAGCGGCAUGCCACAGGAGCUAAGCCAGUACCCCUGCCUUAAACAUCUGCCUCAGAUAUUCUUUCGUGCCAUGCGUGGAAUCAGCUGUCUGGUGGAUGCAUUCUUAGGCAUUUCUCGACCAAGAUCAGACAGUGCUCCCCCAACACCCGUGAACAGAUUAAGUAUGCCGCAGAGCACUGCUAUGAAUACCACACCACCACAUAACCGGAGGCACAGGGCUGUCACUGUGAAUAAGACUACCAUGAAGACAAGUGCAGUUACUACUGCUCACACCUCGAAAGUCCAGCACCAGGCAUCCUCUACUUCUCCUCUGUCAAGUCCAAAUCAGACGAGUUCAGAGCCCAGGCCACUGCCUGCCCCUCGGAGACCAAAGGUUAACAGCAUCUUGAAUCUCUUUGGAUCAUGGUUAUUCGAUGCAGCAUUUGUUCACUGCAAACUCCAUAAUGGAAUAAACAGAGACAGCAGCAUGACUGCAUCUUUUAUCCAAAUUCUUCUUUCUUAUAAAUCUUCCAUUGCAACACAAGCUAGCAUGGAGUUUCGGCGAAAAGGGUCCCAAAUGUCCACAGACACCAUGGUUUCCAAUCCCGUGUUUGAUGCAAGUGAAUUUCCUGAUAACUAUGAAGCAGGAAGAGCUGAGGCUUGUGGGACAUUAUGUAGAAUUUUUUGUAGCAAGAAGACUGGAGAAGAGAUUCUGCCAGCUUAUUUAUCCAGAUUUUACAUGCUUUUAAUUCAAGGUUUGCAGAUAAAUGAUUAUGUGUGCCAUCCUGUCUUGGCCAGCGUUAUUCUAAACUCCCCUCCUUUGUUCUGCUGUGACUUGAAAGGGAUUGAUGUUGUGGUUCCUUACUUUAUUUCAGCUCUUGAAACCAUUUUGCCUGACAGAGAACUCUCAAAAUUCAAAAGCUAUGUAAAUCCAACAGAAUUGAGAAGAUCCUCCAUUAAUAUCCUGCUUUCUUUGUUGCCCCUCCCUCAUCAUUUUGGCACAGUCAGAUCUGAGGUGGUCCUAGAAGGAAAGUUUAGCAAUGAUGACAGUUCUUCAUAUGAUAAACCAAUAACUUUUCUGUCCCUGAAGUUGAGACUUGUGAAUAUACUAAUAGGUGCCUUGCAAACGGAAACGGACCCUAACAACACCCAAAUGAUACUAGGAGCAAUGUUAAAUAUUGUUCAGGAUUCUGCACUUUUAGAAGCCAUUGGUUGCCAAAUGGAGAUGGGUGGUGGAGAAAACAACCUGAAGAGUCAUAGUCGCACUAAUAGUGGUAUUAGCUCAGCAAGUGGAGGAAGCACAGAGCCUACAACGCCCGAUAGUGAGAGACCUGCUCAAGCUCUCCUAAGGGAUUAUGAUGUGGCAUUGGGUUAUAUCCUAGCUCUUAAUACAGAUUCAGCUGCUGGACUCCUGAUUCGCAGCAUUCAUCUCGUCACCCAAAGACUCAACUCCCAGUGGCGUCAAGACAUGAGCAUAUCCCUGGCAGCUCUAGAGCUCCUCUCAGGCCUGGCAAAGGUGAAGGUGAUGGUUGACUUGGGAGACCGGAAGCGUGCCAUCAGUUCUGUGUGCAGUUAUAUUGUAUACCAGUGCAGUCGGCCAGCUCCUCUUCACUCCCGGGAUCUGCACUCCAUGAUAGUGGCAGCAUUUCAGUGUCUCUGUGUCUGGCUGACAGAACACCCUGAUAUGCUGGAUGAGAAGGAUUGCCUUAAGGAAGUACUGGAGAUUGUAGAACUGGGUAUCUCAGGAAGCAAGUCCAAGAACAGUGAGCAAGAGGUCAAGUACAAAGGAGAUAAGGAGCCAAACCCUGCGUCCAUGAGAGUAAAGGAUGCUGCAGAAGCCACUUUAACAUGUAUCAUGCAGUUGCUUGGCGCAUUUCCUUCACCCAGUGGUCCUGCCUCUCCUUGUAGUCUGGUGAAUGAGACCACUCUGAUCAAAUACUCCAGGCUGCCAACCAUAAACAAGCAUAGUUUCCGGUACUUUGUCUUGGAUAACAGUGUCAUCCUGGCAAUGCUGGAGCAACCGCUUGGAAAUGAGCAGAAUGAUUUUUUCCCCUCUGUCACUGUGUUGGUCCGGGGAAUGUCUGGAAGACUUGCUUGGGCUCAGCAACUUUGCCUUUUGCCAAGAGGAGCAAAAGCAAAUCAGAAGCUUUUUGUGCCGGAACCUCGCCCAAUUCCUAAAAAUGAUGUUGGAUUUAAAUAUUCUGUGAAACAUCGACCAUUUCCUGAAGAGGUGGACAAGAUUCCUUUUGUAAAAGCAGAUUUGAGCAUUCCAGAUUUACAUGAAAUUGUCACUGAAGAAUUAGAAGAGAGGCAUGAAAAACUAAGGAGUGGUAUGGCCCAGCAGAUUGCAUAUGAAAUACAUCUGGAACAGCAGAGCGAGGGAGAAUUGCAGAAGAGAAGCUUCCCUGACCCUGUUACGGAUUGUAAGCCCCCACCUCCUGCCCAGGAAUUCCAAACAGCCCGCCUUUUCCUUUCUCACUUUGGAUUUUUAUCCUUAGAGGCAUUGAAGGAACCUGCAAAUAGUCGUCUACCUCCUCACCUCAUUGCACUUGAUUCUACCAUACCUGGAUUUUUUGAUGACAUUGGAUAUCUAGAUCUCUUGCCAUGUCGUCCUUUUGACACAGUUUUUAUUUUCUAUAUGAAGCCAGGUCAGAAAACAAACCAAGAGAUUUUAAAGAAUGUGGAGUCUUCCAGAAACGUUCAGCCACAUUUCCUAGAAUUUUUGCUUUCCCUUGGCUGGUCAGUAGAUGUGGGCAGACACCCUGGUUGGACGGGACAUGUGUCUACCAGUUGGUCAAUUAAUAGUUGUGAUGAUGGUGAAGUGUCCGAACAAGAUGAAGUAACUUCCUCUGAAGAUGCUGGGGCUAGUAUUUUCAAUGGGCAGAAGAAGGUGUUGUAUUAUGCUGACGCCCUGACGGAGAUAGCUUUCGUGGUUCCUUCUCCCGUGGAGUCCUUAACUGAUUCCUUGGAAAGUAAUAUCUCAGACCAAGAUAGCGACUCAAAUAUGGAUCUUAUGCCUGGAAUUCUGAAGCAGCCACCCCUGACACUUGAGCUGGUCCCAAAUCAUACAGACAGUCUUAAUUCCUCGCAGAGACUCAGUCCAAGUUCCAGAAUGAAGAAGCUGCCUCAGGGUCGCCAUGUGCCUCCCCUUGGACCUGAGACAAGAGUGUCUGUAGUUUGGGUGGAACGCUACGAUGAUAUAGAAAACUUUCCCCUCUCAGAUCUGAUGACAGAGAUCAGCACUGGUGUGGAAACUACUGCAAAUAGUAGCACGUCUCUGAGAUCUACAACUCUUGAAAAAGAAGUCCCUGUAAUCUUCAUCCACCCUUUAAACACUGGAUUGUUCCGGAUAAAAAUCCAAGGAGCCACUGGAAAAUUUAACAUGGUCAUUCCCCUUGUUGAUGGAAUGAUAGUCAGCCGGCGAGCACUUGGCUUUCUGGUGAGGCAAACUGUAAUAAACAUUUGUAGAAGAAAGAGAUUGGAGAGUGAUUCCUACAGUCCACCACAUGUCCGUCGGAAACAGAAAAUCACUGACAUUGUCAACAAAUACCGGAAUAAGCAGUUGGAGCCAGAGUUUUAUACUGCUCUUUUUCAGGAGGUUGGACUCAAGAACUGCAGUUCUUAAGCACAGUUUUUCCAGGGCAGUGGACUGCAGAAUGGGCUCAGACAUCAAAGCAAGACAGCCUUGAAAAAUAAAAGCGAAUCACUCCCAGGAACUCACUAUUGAAUCACCAGAAGAAACACGAUGUGAAGCCACUGGUUCGAGGACCACCAGCUUUCUGAUGAAUGGACCUCACAUAGUCACACUCCUGCUGAAAAUGACAACAAGCAUUUUAGCCAUAAACUUUCUUUUAAAGUGACAGUUUUAGUAAAAUACAAGCCUUUUGAGGAUAAAGGCUUUAAUGCAUCAGUUAAAUACAUGCAUUGGUAGUGUCAACAGGCUUACAAGUUAGGAGCUGAAGAUAGUUUAUACCUCGCUUUUUAGGAGGGUGUAUUCAGAACAAAAAUCAGUCUCAGAAUCUUCUGGAACUUUUUAAGGCUCAAGUUGACACUGUGGAGAAGGAAAGAGGCUGCAGCUCUGUCCUCACGUUUUGAUCCAUUUGUCACCUGUCACACUGACAGGGUAAAACAUAAAUGGGUUUUGCUCAGUUAAGUCUGACAUUAAAAUAUUUCCUAUUUUCUCUCCAUAUUUAAGCAAGUUGUCCCUCUCAUUGCCCUGGAAAUCUGUCACAGGGCCUCAGCUUCUUAGCAAGCAGAUGGAAAUGGAGGCCCAGCUGUGUUCUCUAAUGGCAUACCAGUUUGGGUUAAAAGCUGUGAGUUUACAACAGGGACUGAAAAUGAUUUGGCUUCAUCCUUUAUUCAGGACCAAGCAGCAAGGUUCAGUAGUUCAGGAAGAAAUGCCCCACUGCCACUCACUCAGCUCUUUAAUGAGCACCUGGUUUGCAAUCCACAGAAUCUGUCAUCUUCUUAGGUAGCUGCUGCUGUUAUGUUCCUGGCCUUAGCCAGCUGAAGGCACAAGUCCCUAACAGGACUCUGGAAUAUUUCUGCCCCGACUGCUUUUCUGCCAGGGACAAAGCAUAGGAGGUGGCCAGAACCAAACUGUUUUAGAAGGACUCCUGUUACAGUGCUCAGUGUAUACCUAGUUUUCUGUUUUCUCCUUCAGUAAGAUUUUUUUGUCUUAGAAAACAAAUGACACAUAUAGUCCAAAGGAAGAAUCAGAGUUGAACAGGGGUGUCCCACUAACCCUCUGUUGUCACUAAGUAAUGUAGAUCAGGGGUCCACUGUUUGGUGUGAGAUUUGUUCUUUUCCUAGAAUAUUAGGGGCAGUGUUGUACCUGCUCCCCUGUGCAGGUGCCUCCUUUCUAGAAGUAUUUGUUCUGCAAUCUCUAAGCAAGACCCAUGGGUGUAGCAGCCCUUGGUCUAAGUUCGCCACCACCCCCUUUAUUUCCCAGCUCAGGUACAGACACCCCCUCACCUUACCCCCCCCCCCCCAUGUCUUUCUUGUCCCUUGUGUCCUCUUCCUCUGUGAGUCCAGUUUCCAUUCCAGGCAUAUAGUAUUCUGUCUUUUGACUUUUUCUUUUUAAAGUCAGGCAAUAAUUUAAAGUUUCAGGUGAUACCAUGGAGUGGGGAAUGGUAAAAAUUAGUAGUGGGUUUUACCCUAAAAGUAUUCUAGUAACUCAGCAAAAAGAGGUAAAAUGGUGAAAUUGAACAAUCUUAAGAUGCUUACAGAUUGACACUUCAUGGGGAAAAUGGGUUCUUGUUCUAUCUGAGUUGAACAAAGAAUCUGUACAUAUAUGUGUGACUUAUAACAUUCCAGAGGUUACAAAUAACUGAUAAAGAUGUACUUCCUCACCAUGAUUCUUCUGAAAAACUUUUACUUUCGAUAUUGUUUAAAUGAUACCAGAAAGAUAGCAUACGGGAUAUGUGUUGGGCGGGUUUACUGGCCCUUCCCCUUCAGUUGGCUCUAGUUUCUAACUGUAAUUCUGUUGAUUUUGAUAAGAGAACAACCAUGGCAGAUGCAGUUUGAAAUCUGGGGUACGUGGUAGUUCCCUAAGGAGGGCUACACACCCCUGAGGCAGAGAAGUUCUAGUGUGCAGAGCCAACACAGCCCCCUCACUGGUUCCUCUGCUCCACACACCAUCUACCCACCAAAGGAGUGCGGUAAGAGCCUUGGGCCUCAGAGUGUGAUUUGGAAUCCUGCUCCCUGAGUUCACUCCUGCCUGCGCUAAGAUCACAUUGAACAGAAUCUUGUCAGAGGAACAUACUUAGUACCUACAAUAAUCUUAGUAGUUCACUUGGUAAAUUUGCUAGCACAGGUUCAGAAACUGGGGAAACACUGGAACCAGUCUGGACUGUGGCUUAAACUGCUCAGUUGCUGUAUGUGGAUGCCCAGGCAAUCUCAAAGAGGAAUAUAUUUCCUCAGGGUAUUUAGGCUAGUGGCCCCUCCUGUUUACUUCUGAAGCUCGGGGCGGGAGAGGGAGCUUGCUCCUUUGGCAGGAAGCACAGGAAGCAGGCUUCCUAACCUCUUCAAACCUUGCAGCCACAUUUCUCAUUUGUCUAGUUUCCUCUUAAGACCUCCUGGCCUUUGGCCCCUUGAAAAGAAUAAUUACAAUGGUCAGGCAGCCCUCCCCAGCCAUACGGAUGCGUGUGCCGUGCACAUGUGUAUAUGAGCAUCUCCCUCUUCCAGUGCCCCAAUUUUAGAGUAGCUCCACCUCUGGACGCACCUGUAAAAAUACCUACACUUUGGCUGGCCCUGUCAGUGUCUGGCUCAUGGGUAGGUAGGACAGCCUGGAAGAACAGCUCCCCUGUCUGAGCUGGGGGAACAGUGGUCUUCUACAGACUGACCUUUACGGUGAUGAGUUUCCCAGGGUGUAUUCCUAUUGAAAAGUGGACUUGUCCCACAGAGUCAGCCUUGGGCAGAGAUGGAUAGAUGGUGACAACUAUCUGGGUGGUUAUUCGACACUCUCAUGGCAGCAGCUGUCCCUUAGCAUUUAAAGCCUGUUCAGGCUGGACGGAUCUGUGUUAACAGUGACCAUUGGCACCCACUGCUCUGUUCCCAGCACUCCCUGACAUCCCUCUUCCUGAGGGAUCCACCUGAACAGUGAGGUCACUGGUCUUGCCUCUGGCAGAGCCAUGCGCUUCAUAGGGUUUUCUCAGAAUAGCCACCCUUGUUCUUCAGACAAGUUUUUUAAUGAUGAGGAAAAUGUGUAACUUGGGAUUCCACAGUGCCUUGCAUACAGUAGGCGCCCAAUACCUAUUUGUUGAAGCAAAUCAAGUUCUUUGUUCCCACAGUGGCCAAGGUAUCUUCCUCUGAAGGGCUUGGCAGUUGUGGCUAAAAACUAAGUAUCAUUAUUUGCUCGAAACCAUAUUUACAAUUUGUAUGAAUUUCGGUAUAUUGCCAAGAUGGGAUCUUUUUCCUAUUGUAUUUCUGUAAAUAUUUCUGCCACUGAUCUGUAAAGUAAAGGAGAUGUAAAUAUGAAGGUGUGCUGUGUCCCUCGCUGCCUGUGUUGGAUCUUCGUCAGCCUGGGAAGAAGGUACAAAGCUGCUGUUCGGAUUUAUGUCUGUCCUCCACCCUCAAGAGACCCACGGGAUAUUGAAUGUAAUACAUGCGGUCAAUUAAAUUUUAAGGAGCUUCUUGUCUAA
Mesocricetus auratus (golden hamster) is the source of this 8346-nucleotide messenger RNA. RefSeq names its product Ral GTPase activating protein non-catalytic subunit beta (gene Ralgapb). The transcript is spliced from 31 exons. Gene Ontology annotation, biological process: regulation of small GTPase mediated signal transduction; activation of GTPase activity. The coding region runs from base 282 to 4829 and encodes 1515 amino acids. NCBI's taxonomy places the organism in Eukaryota, Metazoa, Chordata, Mammalia, Rodentia, Cricetidae. The record is from RefSeq and is a predicted model, not a curated record. Gene Ontology annotation, molecular function: GTPase activator activity.